This is a messenger RNA of Stereum hirsutum FP-91666 SS1, 2478 nucleotides long. RefSeq names its product aconitase. Lineage: Eukaryota; Fungi; Basidiomycota; Agaricomycetes; Russulales; Stereaceae. The transcript has 8 exons. The record is from RefSeq and is a predicted model, not a curated record. Gene Ontology annotation, cellular component: 3-isopropylmalate dehydratase complex. Gene Ontology annotation, molecular function: 3-isopropylmalate dehydratase activity; 4 iron, 4 sulfur cluster binding. Bases 116 to 2383 code for a protein of 755 amino acids. Gene Ontology annotation, biological process: L-leucine biosynthetic process.
CCUUAUAUACCUUGCAGUACUCACUUCACUUUCCCCUAAUCGCCGUUCUCGACUCUGUCUCUCUUGUCUUCUUGUUUCUUAGUCGUCUCACCCCCACUACCGACAAGCGUUCACCAUGCCAGCGCCAGUAGCGAAGCCCCGCACUUUGUACGACAAGAUUUGGGACGACCAUGUUAUCGACGUGAAUGACGAUGGACUGGCCCUGAUCUACAUCGACAGACAUCUCGUGCACGAAGUCACCAGCCCACAGGCAUUCGAAGGACUCCGAACUGCAAAACGUCCAGUUCGCCGUCCUGACUGCACUCUUGCGACCGUAGAUCACAACGUACCUACCGCUUCCCGCAAAAACUUCAGCACCGUCAGCUCUUUUAUCGCUGAGCCCGAUUCCCGCGCGCAAUGUGUGGCCCUCGAGGAGAACGUGAAAGAGUUUGGCUUGACAUACUUUGGGAUGACCGACAGGCGACAAGGUAUUGUCCACAUUAUCGGACCUGAGCAAGGAUUUACCUUGCCUGGUAUCACCUGCGUAUGCGGUGACUCUCAUACAUCCACCCACGGUGCCUUUGGUUCCCUCGCCUUCGGUAUUGGUACCUCCGAAGUCGAACACGUGCUCGCUACCCAAACGCUUCUGCAAAAGAAGGGCAAGAACAUGCGUAUCACCGUCGACGGCGAGCUCCACGAAGGCGUCACCUCCAAGGACGUUAUUCUCCACAUUAUCGGCGUCAUUGGAACCGCCGGCGGCACUGGGUGCGUUAUCGAAUUCGCCGGAUCCGUUUUCCGUGGGUUCAGCAUGGAGGCCAGGAUGAGCGUUUGCAACAUGUCCAUCGAGGCUGGUGCUCGUGCCGGUAUGGUCGCUCCUGACGACAUCACGUUUGAGUAUCUCCGCAAUCGCCCUCUGUCUCCCAAGGGUGAGGCCUGGGACCGCGCCGUCGCAUACUGGCGUAGCCUCAGCACCGACGACGGCGCAAAGUUCGACAUCGAGGUCGUCAUCCGCGCGGAAGACAUCGUCCCAACCGUUACAUGGGGUACCUCUCCCCAGGAUGUUGCCCCUAUCACCGGUUCUGUCCCUAACCCCGUUUCGUUCACCGACCCCGUCAAGAAGGCUUCUUGCGAGCGUUCGUUGGCGUACAUGGGCCUCACACCCGGUAUGCCCUUGGAGGAGGUCACGAUCGACAAGGUCUUCAUCGGUUCGUGCACCAACAGCCGUAUCGAGGACUUGCGCUCCGCUGCGAAGAUCGUCCUCGCCGCUGGUCCCGACGCGAAGGUCGCUCCAAACGUUCACGCCAUGAUCGUUCCCGGGUCCGGUGUCAUCAAGCAGCACGCCGAGGCGGAAGGUCUCGACGUCGUAUUCAAGCGCGCAGGAUUCGACUGGAGGGAGGCUGGAUGUUCCAUGUGUCUCGGUAUGAACCCCGACCAGCUUGAACCCGGUGAACGUUGCGCUAGCACGAGCAACCGUAACUUCGAGGGACGACAGGGCGCUGGUGGCCGGACGCAUCUCCUCAGUCCUGCUAUGGCUGCCGCGGCGGCGAUGACGGGCAAGCUGACCGACGUCCGCAAGUUCCUCGCGGCUGCUACGGGCGCGUCGCAGAAGAUGAAGAUGACCAGCGAGUUCGAGUUCCUCACCGAGACCGUCCUACCUUCACCCGAGCCAGAAGUACCGCCCAUCCACUCCUCUUCAGGUGACCUGCCACCAGCGGAGGCCCCGUCGAGUGUCGAGAAGUUCGUCAUCGUCAAGGGUAUCGCCGCGCCUCUGCACAUCGAGAACGUCGACACCGACAUGAUCAUCCCCAAGCAGUUCUUGAAGACGCUCAAGCGGACCGGUCUCGCCAACGCCCUCUUCUUCACCCUCCGCAAGGAUCCAUACACCGGUGCAGACACCGACUUCGUUCUCAACCGCGCUCCUUACAACAGAGCGAAGAUCCUCGUCUGCACGGGUCAGAACUUUGGCUGCGGUAGCUCGCGUGAACACGCACCAUGGAGCUUGAAUGACUUCGGUAUCCGCUGCAUCAUUGCGCCCAGCUUUGCGGAUAUCUUCCGUAAUAACACCAUGCAGAACGGUAUGCUGCCUAUCGCCCUGUCGGAGGCAGAGUGCCGUGACCUGGCGCAGGAUGCCGAGGCCGGACUGGAGUUGGAGGUCGAUCUCGAGAAACAGGAGGUCAGGAGAGCGAGUGGCAAGCCUUCGAUUCCGUUCACGUCGGAUCCAUUCAGGAGGCAUUGUCUGUUGAACGGGUUGGACGAUAUCGCGCUGACUCUGCAGAAGGAUGCUGCGAUUGGCUCGUUCGAGGAGCGGAGGAGCGCCGUGUGGCCAUGGCUGGAUGGGUUUGGCUACAAGGGGAAGAAGAUUCCGGUGGCACCUGUGAGACGGGGGAAGAAGAUGGAGUGGUGAGCUUGACUCGGAGGUGGAUACGACGGGCGCAUUCUACAGUAUGGACGGCAAAGCAAUGUACUAUGUAUUUUCUGUAAUAUUGAUCUGGGUAAUAG